AGUUUCAACUCCUUUUUCAGAUACAUGCAUUUCAACGAGAUUGAAGCUAUUGAACCUAACACUUUCUCCAACCUCCCGUCUUUGGAAAGAUUAUUUUUACACAAUAAUCGUUUGUCAAGGAUACCUGUUGGUGCUUUUCGGGACAUGAAGUCAUUAAGAAGAUUACGGCUGGACUCUAACACACUUAUCUGUGACUGCCAUCUGCUCUGGCUGUCGGAAAUGUUAAAAGAAAAACAAACAACUACCCAGGCUGCAGCCACGUGCGAAUACCCAGUCUCUCUCCAAGGAAAAUCGCUGACUGCGCUCUCUUUCGACGAUUUCCAUUGCAAGAAACCUCAGUUCACGGAAGAACCAACAGACGUGGACGUUUCAUUUGGGGGGACAGUGUACUUCUCUUGUAAGGCUGAUGGUGACCCGGAACCGGAAAUAGUGUGGCUUCACAACAAAAAUGAGAUCAUCCCGGAAGAAGAUGCUAGACUCAGCAUUCUUAAUGAUGGUACCCUGAUGAUUACUGAAGCUAGAGAUAGUGACCAGGGAGUCUACGAAUGUAUGGCCAAAAAUGCUGCUGGAGAAGCAAAAUCCAGAACUGCUCAGAUACGUUACUACGGAGACAGAGGUAGAUAGGAAUUAUUAGAUAUUAGAUCCAGAACU
Molecule: messenger RNA, 651 nt
Organism: Limulus polyphemus (Atlantic horseshoe crab)
Lineage: Eukaryota; Metazoa; Arthropoda; Merostomata; Xiphosura; Limulidae
Product: peroxidasin-like
Exons: 5
Coding region: 25-624 (199 amino acids)
Molecular function (GO): protein binding
Source: RefSeq, a predicted model, not a curated record